Molecule: messenger RNA, 9724 nt
Organism: Xiphophorus maculatus (southern platyfish)
Lineage: Eukaryota; Metazoa; Chordata; Actinopteri; Cyprinodontiformes; Poeciliidae
Gene: mctp1a
Product: multiple C2 and transmembrane domain containing 1
Exons: 21
Coding region: 1966-4683 (905 amino acids)
Biological process (GO): regulation of neurotransmitter secretion
Cellular component (GO): synaptic vesicle membrane
Molecular function (GO): calcium ion binding
Source: RefSeq, a predicted model, not a curated record
UUUGAGACCCCUGGUCUAGGACAUCUCAUUAAAGGAAAAUGUCUGCUCCAUAUCAGAGUUUGGAAGUCCUAUAAAUCGCCUCACUGUUGAGGGUUUAUUGUGUUUGCCUCAACAAGGCUCAAGGCAAAGACCCUGCUGAACAAGGCAUCCUUCAUCAUCACUCUUACAGGUGAGGCCAAGGUCGCACGGCUUUCAUAAACGCAUUAACAUUUUGUGAACCUGGUCUGCGGAUAAAUUGCUCUCCUCUGACUCCUUUUUUGUACAUUCAUGCUAGGGUUAGAUAUUAAUACGCUUUCAUUUCUUUGUGUUUCGUUUCUGUGUUCAUGGUGUUUGGUGAGGGGGCAACACAGGCCAGCACUGAAACGAAGGCCAGAGGGGAUCAAGUAAUGAGUUAUUAUACACAUCAGCAAAGGAGACGAGGCCGCUCGGCUCUGCCUAGUUACCGGUGCUGCUCGUGGGCUGAUAACAUUCGCUGAAGCUUGACCUAAUUGGUGGUGGAAAAAAAUAUCCCAUCCAGACUUGGCUAAUGUGCACAAAACAAUAUGACAUUAAAUAGGACGAGUAUCACACUCUGCUGUGCGUAGUGGCUUGCAAAAAUACCCAUCCUUCUUUGGAUUUUAUGUGGUAGAGCAAGACAAAGCAACACAUAAUGGAAGAAAAAGCAGUAAGAAGGCUUAAUUUGUAUCUAGCCCCCUUCAUUAUAAAACCUCACAAUCCAGUGCAACCAGGAGUCAACUAAUUUAUAGAGUCCACCUGUGUGUAAUUUAAUCUCCGUAUAAAGCUUUUCACAUUAGUGGACAAACAGCAACAUGAAGACCAAGAAACACAGCAGGCAGGUGGUAAUAUAUUUGGAUCUUCUUAUUGAGGAAGAUCCAAAUAAUGAUCUAGUUGAUACUUGUAUUAACAUUAAUUUCAUUCAGUAUUUAUCUGGAUCCCUCCAAUGGGUUCUCUGCGCUUUCUCGCUAUCUUGCUGCAAUGUGUUAGUUCUUUCUGCUUUUGGUGUCUUCUAUUCUGCUAAAUAGUGAAAAGAGUUAACAUGACCCAGCUUUUUUGUUUUAGCAGGUGUGGAAAAGCUAAACGUAGUUAGCAAGAGACUGCAAAUACUGGGGUCUACUUAAUGUAAACGCAAAAACGGACAGCCAGAGGACAGGUUUAGAUUAAGGGGUUGGCUGAGUACAAAGACGUGCCACACCUUUCAGAUUUCCUCCCCCCCCCCUAUUUUUAUAAAUUUUAAAGAUGGUCUAUCAUUUCACUUCCACUUUAAAACUGCACUACUUUCUGUUGACCACAAAACCCCACAAUUUUUUUUAUUCCUGUGACAAAAUGUAGAAAGCUUCAGCAAGAUUUUGAUUUUUUUUUUUUUAGGUAAACAAAAGCAUAGUCACCACUAUUCAUCUGGUGUGUGUCAAACAUUCAAGAGGAAGGGAUGAUGAAUGUUUUUAAAAGUAAAUCAAAAGCUUCUCCACAAGGUAUUAGGGGCUGUGUUUCAUAAUCGCCAGCAUACAGAUGACCAAGUCAAGAGGUUUGGCCAGAGGGAGGCGCACCGCCUAUAUUUGAAUACAACAAUUAAGCAAACUGGUCUAACUCUGAUUAAACACUAGGGAGAGGGGAGAGAGAAACCCAUAGCCAAACGCAGACAGGUUAAAAAAAAAUCCUGUAGUGCUUUUAUAACUUUACAACCGAGGAGAUAACUUGUAUAUAGAUUGAAAUAGCCUGUUUGUUGCUUUUAUAGCUGCUGUGUGACAUAAUAAUUUACAAAGUCUGCAUAGUUUUUCUGCAAGGUUCCCUGUUGGACUGGCAGCCACUUCAUCAUCACGGCGUGCGUCUCCUUCUCGGCGCUCUAAACUGAUUAUCGGCUGAAGCGCACACAAGCAGCAGCAGCAGCAGCAGCAGCAACCCGGCUGUGACACCCGUCCGACCCAGCUACAGACUGUGCUCAGGCUGGGUGGCUGCUGCACUGGCACCAUGGAGCAAAAAUCACCAAAACCCGGAGGCUCCGGCCGGGGCCAGGAGUCCAUGUCCUACCAGCGGAGGAUGUGGAAGAAUUUCCAGGAGAAAACCAAGCCGUGGCUCAGUCCGAAGCUGGGCUCGGAGCGCCGCGGAGCCGGAGGUGGCGCGGAGGGCACCAAGAAGGAGUCCGGCUUGUGGAUGUUCAAGAGGAAAAAGAAACAGCUGGACCGGGUGUUUUCGUCAUCGCAGCCGAACUUAUGCUGCUCCACUCCGGCGCCUUUUGAAGGAGACAAGCUCGCCGCUGGCGGAGGCGACGCGACCUCAGAGAUGAGCUCCGACUGUCAGGCUCUGGGGACAGGCAGCAAACCGGAGCUGACGGCCCACGGGAGCCCCAAACUCCCCGUGUCCCAGCUGAUGAUGUACCAGCAGAAGAGCUCCUCUCUCGGUUCGUCGUGCUUCGAGAAGCUGGUGGUGGAUCCCGCCGCGGAGCCCGGAGGAGAGGAAGAGCAGCUGCGUAAAAACGCAAGUGAUUCUGGCAUCAACAUUGUUGGACCUAGUAAUGCAGAGUCUCAGCCUCAUCUGCCUUGUCCAGCCAUGUACCAAUUGGAUAUUGUCUUGAAGAAAGGGAAAAAUCUCGCCAUUCGUGACCGGACAGGGACCAGCGACCCAUAUGUGAAGUUUAAAAUCGGAGGGAAGGAAGUGUUCAGAAGCAAGACGAUCCACAAAAAUUUAAACCCAGUGUGGGAUGAGAGAGUUAUUCUUUUGGUGGAAACUCUCAGGGAGCCUCUAUAUGUCAAGGUGUUUGACUAUGACUUUGGACUUCAGGAUGAUUUCAUGGGCUCAGCAUAUCUACACCUGGAAUCACUGGAACAUCAAAGGACGCUGGAUGUGACUCUGGACCUGAAGGACCCACAGUACCCUGAGCAUGACCUGGGUAGCCUGGAACUCACCGUCACUCUGUCACCAAAGGAAGGAGACAUAAAGGAUGCUUAUCAGAGUAUGAGGCUCUCGGAUGUGCACAGGAAAGCCCAGCUCUGGCGAGGUAUCGUCAGCGUCAGUCUAAUCGAAGGUCGCAACCUGCAGCCCAUGGACGCCAACGGCUUCAGUGAUCCUUAUGUCAAGUUCAGGAUGGGUCAUCAAAAGUACAAGAGCAAGACAAUUCCCAAAACACUAAACCCGCAAUGGAGAGAGCAGUUUGAUUUCCACCUGUAUGAAGAGCAGGGAGGCUACGUGGACAUCACAGUCUGGGACAAAGAUGCUGGCAAGAAGGAUGACUUCAUGGGCAGGUGUACUAUCGACCUGUCACUUCUCAGUAAAGAACAAACUCACAAGCUGGACUUGCCGCUGGAGGAAGGAGAAGGUGUUCUGGUGUUGCUGGUCACACUCACUGCAUCGGCCGCGGUUUCAAUCUCAGAUCUGUCCGUCAACAUUUUGGAUGAUCCACAUGAAAGGCGCCAGAUUAUGCAAAGAUAUAGCCUCUGGAGGUCGCUUCACAACCUGAAAGAUGUCGGCAUGGUGCAAGUGAAGGUCAUCAGAGCUGAGGGACUCAUGGCGGCAGAUGUCACAGGUAAAAGCGAUCCGUUUUGUGUGGUGGAGCUGAGCAAUGAUCGCCUACAGACACACACCGUCUACAAAAAUCUAAACCCAGAGUGGAACAAGGUCUUCACUUUCAACGUCAAGGACAUCCACUCAGUGCUUGAGGUUACCGUUUACGACGAGGACCGGGACAGAAGUGCCGACUUCCUUGGGAAAGUGGCUAUCCCUUUGCUAAAUAUCCAAAAUGGAGAACGCAAAGCCUACGUCUUGAAAAGCAAGGAGCUGACAGGGCCAACAAAAGGGGUCAUCUUUCUCGAAAUAGACGUGAUUUUUAAUGCUGUGAAGGCUGGUCUCAGGACGUUGACUCCUGUCGAACAAAAGUACAUCGAGGAGGAGCCUAAAGUGUCCAAACAGAUGCUUUUGCGCAACUUCAACCGAGUCAGACGCUGCAUCAUGUUCCUGAUCAACACAGGCUGCUACAUCAACAGCUGCUUCGAAUGGGAAUCUCCGCAGAGAAGCAUCUGUGCUUUUGUGAUUUUCACCAUUGUUGUCUGGAACUUUGAGCUUUAUAUGAUUCCUCUGGCUUUGCUUCUGCCGUUGGCCUGGAACUACAUUCUCAUCGCGUCGGGGAAGGAUACGAGGCAAGAUGUUCAAGCUGUGGAGGACCUGCUGGAAGAUGAGGAUGAGGAUUUUGACAAAGAUGACAAGGACCCUAAACAAGGCCCCUGGGAGGACAGCCAUGAUAAAAACCAUAUCCUCGAGGAUAUAUUGGCUUCCUGGCACUUUGAGUGGAUACGAGUGAUGGUGGACUCGGAGAGAAAGGGCUUCAUGAACAAGCUUUAUGCCAUUCAGGACGUGUGCAUCAGCGUGCAGAAUGCACUGGAUGAAGUGGCCUCCUACGGCGAGAGGAUAAAGAACACAUUUAACUGGACUGUGCCUUUCUUAAGCUGGUUAGCGAUUGUAGCUCUCGUUGUGGCCACAAUCAUAAUCUACUUCAUUCCACUACGGUUCAUCGUGCUGGCCUGGGGGGUUAACAAGUUCACAAAGAAACUGCGGGACCCUUACACCAUUGACAACAACGAGCUGCUGGACUUCCUGUCCAGAGUGCCCUCAGAUGUGCAAAUGGUGCAGUACCAACAGCUGAAACUGGAUCCCAAUCCCAGUCCAAAUAAAAGGAAGAAAAACAACCCCGGGUAGAUCACUGCAUCCGCCCACGGACUCCUCUCUCCUUCAUUUCUUUUCCUGCUGGUUGGAUGCUGGACGCUGAGAAGCAAAGCCUGGGCUGAACCAUCCUUCUUCUAUUUAUAUCCUGCUUUAUUUUGUUCAACUUCAUUUCUCCCGUCAGUAGGCUUUACACUUUCUCUAAAUAUAAUUUUAUAUGAGCAUCGACUUCAAGAAACCUUUAACUCAUUAUUAUUAUUAUUAUUAUUGUAUUGUACACAUUAUGUAUUGAGUCCUUUUUAUAUCAGCCAUCUGAGCUGCUGUGUCCUUCCCUCUGGGAGUGUGUGUGCUUGCCACAGUAGUCGAACAGGUUACAGUUAAAUUAUUUGUAGAUAAUUGAUACUAUUUAGAUUUACAUAAAUAUAAAUCCAGGCCUUAAACGAUCAUUCUCGACAUUUCUUUAGCUUGUACUAUAUAGCUUUGAAUCACUUUUGGUGAAAUGUUUCUAUUUUCUAAUUGUUUUUUAUACUAUUACAUCCUUAUUUUUGAUCUCCUCUUGAAUGUUUUGAUGAUUUAAUGUUUUGCUGGCAGUAAUUUGUGUUGUUGUUAUCUAAAUUAGCAGGCAGAUUUCAUCUGUAGGCUCCAGACAUGUUUCUUUACAAACAAGCGCAUCUCGGUAAAUUAAAAUAUUAUUAAAACGCUGGCUGGACCGAGAACCCUGAGAGCCACCAUGCACAGAUGUAUCCAGGAAAUGGUCACCUUGUGUGUUAAGCCACUUCAGAACCAGAGACAAUGUCAGAAGCGUCUUACCUUGAUGAAGAAAUCAAAGGACUGGACUGUUGCUGAGUGUGGGCUGCAGAUCUCUUCUUAGAUGGGGGCACAUUAGAUGGGUUUUACAUUUUAGAUUGACACCAAGCCUCUUAAGUCUGGUUUUUAUUUUCCAGCAGGACUCGGUAACAGCCUACACUGCCAAAAGUACCAAUAUCUGCUUUAAUAACCACGAUAUCACUGUGCUCGAUCGGUCAGCAAAUUCGCCGGGCCCCUUAGACAAUCUAAGAAGAGACUCCAGAUCCAACAGUUGAAGCUGAAGGGUCGCUAUUACAGUAUCAAAAAAAAAAAAACUUUUGUAAUUAGUCUUCUAUAAUUUUUUAAACCAAACCAAGAAAUAUUUUACUGUAGGUAAUGAACUUGGAACAAUUUGCCCUUUGGAGCCAAAAAUACUGCAAUAAAAUAACACAAGUUUUAACAACAUAAUAUUCUAAUUUAUCAAGAUGCAAUUGUGAAAACAAAUCUGGACCAACAGGCCUUGAGCUCCUUUUUUAGUCACUAAACCAAUGAGUAGGAACAAGUUUGAUCAUUUGGCGCAUUGGAUCUCUAGAAAGUGUGCAGUUUAACCCUGUCAGCGUCAUCAGUCAGUCAGUACGACACCUUCUCAGUGAGGAGGCGCUGCAGACUGGGCCUGCUGUCGCUGUGCUUAUAUAGAUGUCACCCGGUCUAUGCAGAGUGUCAUCGAGCAGGCAGGCCUUUAGGCAGGCACAGCCCUAAUCUUGUUUGAAAGGCCGGUCUCUUUCCCUCUCAUCUCCCUGUGUGUUUGCCUUGGCGGCCACACAUGAAAGCGCUUACACACGAGGCGCACUUCUACAGCACGGGCAUGCACGCCGACACAAAGAGCCCCAGCCUCUCUUUCUCCCUCUCAGGAGGGAAGAGAGAAAGAAGGCAUCUCUGGUAGGAAGUCUUGCACACUGUAACUACUUGCUCGCAGAUAAAACAACAGAGUGUCAUAUUUGAGCAGGAACAGUUUCUCCCUCUCAACCAAGCACACACACACACCCACGCCCGCCACGCAAACACACAAGCAGACAUGCAAACAUGCUCUCUAUGAUGCUGCGCCCCGGGCUGGCCGCCCUCUCCAUCUGCCCCACCUCCUGUGCCCACAGCUCAACUUUGAUCAGCCCUUCCAGAGACACGGGCGCGUAUGUGCGCCCUGUGUAUUUACAGAGGAGUGUUUGCAUAUACACGUUUAUGCAAUCAAAGAUUCUCCCAGCGUCAGUGUGUGGUACAAUUGCAUCUCCCCUCCAGCUCUAGACUGACACUCAGAUUCGAUGGGGUGUGCGUGUGCGUGUGUGCUGCAGCAGAGGCACCAGCUGUUUUUCGGUGUUGACUUUGUGGAGAUGCUUGAUGAGCAGUAAGUCAUUGUGUGACAAGACAAGGCUCUGAGGGGACUUAGGCCUGAGAUGUCAGGGAUGGAGGAAUAUUUGUGUGUGUGUGUCGGCGUGUGUGUGCAUGUGUUUUAUCCUAUUUCAAAACACACUUCCCGUCAUGCUUUCCCCGUUUGCUCUCUCUGCGGUUUCCUCAUUCGUCAGUAAGCAGGGUUGCGACCCUGUCUGAAGGGAUGGUCUCUUGGGCUUCUUGUAGAGCUUCUCUUGAAAUAUCACAGCACAAGCUAUGUUUGAGGAGGUCCUGUCUCAUCCUAUUGAUCCCUGCCUCCAUUUCCCACUGCCUCCACUUCUUUGUCUGACUGUCUUUAAGUCUGUAAAACCCCGGCUCACUGCAUCUAGUGUCGUCUUCUCCCCUCAUCUGUCUCUGUGCCGCCGCCUUCCACCUUUUGAAGCUCCGCUCUACUUCAUAAGUUUGUUUCCAUUCUCCGAUAAAUGAUUUUAUCGUCUGAUCCAUUUGGGAAGCAGUAAUAAACUUUUCUUUGCCACAAACUUGUUACUCAAGGGGAUGGCGUUUUUGUUUUGCCCGAUGAACUGCUUGAAUACGUGACACUUGUUUUUACUGCAACAGCGCCUGUACCAUUUGUUGACACCCCUAGCACUGAGUAUAAAAAGCCUUAAUUUCUUUUAUUGCAACAGGAUAAUCUCACACAGGAAAAAAAAAAUCUUUAGUGGGGAAAAUGCUAUAUUAAGAAAUCAGUACCUUCUCUAACAGUUCCUAGUAAAUAGAUGUACCUAAACCAUUUUUAAAACAUAUGCUUAUAAGUUUUAAAUUGAUCAGAGAUUAUAAGAAACCCUACUUAGUAAUUGAUCACUUGCUGUUUUCUGGGACAUAAAUAUGACUUGUCGUAUUUUGUCAACUCUACAAAAACAGAAAAAUCAAGACGACAUGCCUUUUAUGUAAGACGGAUAUACGUUGAUCUCCACAAGGUAGAAGUUUAAAAUGUAGACCAAUUGAAUGGUUUUAUUUUCCAUGCUUGUCUGUUUGCAGAAAUCAGGGGUUACCUGAGAAAUCAACACUAAAAAAUUCAAUACGUAGCUUCUUUUUAAAAAAAGAAACAAACAAAAAACAACAUGGUGAUAAAUGAACCACUGUAUGUCUCCAGGUCCAUUUUCAGACUUCAGUAAUUUUUCAGGAUGAAUUCUAAGCAAGUGGACCUGAAUUCUGUCUAAUACCUUUUAUCGCUUUAUCCACAGGAGACUCUGACUGUGGAUACAUUCUCAGAAGUUUUAAUUACUUUUUCUUGGAGAAUGUAUAAGAAAAACAUGAUCACCCAUUUAAAUGUUAAUGCUUUAGUACCCAGCCGCAUAACCCAAUAAUAUUACAAGCUAGCACAGAUAGAAAAGCUGAGUUAAGUUCGUAUGCAAUUAUUUAGAUCGUAGUUUUCAUUAUUAAUGCCUCCCAUGACUGACAGACCUUUUAUUGUCACAACCCGUUUGGUUUCUUAAUAAAUUAUGCUCACAUCAACCUGUAGCCAUUAAAAUUUUUUUUACAGUCGUUUCUCCAGUUUUGUAGUUUUCAUUUGCUGCUUUAAUGUGUUGUCCUGUUUCUUAAAGUAUUUGUACCAGUGUUGCCAAUUACUUUGCCAUUUGUGAGUUUACAAAAAUUAUUUCUUAGCCCCACUAAAUAAAUAAAAGUAAUCAAAUUUAAGGUUGGAUUUGUAAAAAUAUUUGCACUGUUAGAUAAUGAUGUUGCUGCAAUAGAAAAAAGAAAAUAAAUCUGGCUUUUUUCAAAUCUUCACUUGGGGUAUCAACUAAUUUGUUCGCGACUGUGCGUUGCAGAUUUGUGAGUGUUGUGCGGUAAUGCAUCCAAAUGUCCCUUUUUGUUUAGUUUAAGGUUUUGGCUGCGUUGACCAGCAAACCAAAGUGUGAUUUUUGUAUCAUGUAGAGAAAAAAUGUAUAAGAAGAAUGUAUUGGGCUGAUAGCUGUCAAAGAAAGAGAAGCACUUUUAUUUGAAUGAGACUAUUUAUUUUUUAAAGAAUACUGUACAUAGCUAACUGAUUAAUGUAUGGUUGUAUUUUAUACAGUAUGCCUGUCGAUGUUCUGGUAAUAAUACUGUAAAGUAGGUGUAUUGCCUGCCUUGAUUUAUUUUUAUUUUUUUAAAUAUUUGUCUUGUCUGCCUGCAAAAUCUUCUGCUUGUGACAUCAUCUCUGUGUGUCUCUUUACAACCAAUAAGAUUUACAGACAUGACAGCUGGAAGGAAGGGCAUAAUAUGUUGUAUACCUCUGAUUUAAGUAACGAUACUCAUCUGAUAAAUGUGGCUUAUUUUGGGUCAAAAAUAGUGAAACAAAAACUUUCAAUUAAAUAUUUUUUAGCAACUUCCCUUUGUGUGGAUAUUAUUGACACAUUUGCAGGCACACUUCUGGCUUCCUCCCAUUUCAACAGCAGCAGCAAAUACUGUGAUGUAUUUAGAGGAAACCCUAACCCUAACUUUUUUUCAAAAUAAAACGUACUUAAAGGAUACAAAGUUGAAUUUUGCAUAUGUCCCAUUUAACAGGUAGAUGGAUGCAAUUAUCCGACAUUGGGAUAGAAAAUAACUCUGGAAACUACAAAUAUAUUUACUUUCCCAUAAUGUGGGGCUGGAAAAUACUUAAAAUGAAUGCAUAGGUUUCGAGCACCAGAACAACUUUGCCAACUUGUUUGCAGUGGCACUCUAAUAAAGAAAACCCACUUGUGGAGCCGUCACUUUGUUCUUUUUUAGCAGAGUUUAUGGCUACACCUAAGCUAUUUUAUGAGACCUAGAAUGAGCACAGAGAGAAAAAAAAAUCAUAAAAUAUAUAUGCACCGUUUAUUUAUGCCGGUGCUUUAAAGUUUCUCACUUUUUCUCAUCUCAUUUUUACUGUCUGACAUGAAUAAAGUAA